Molecule: messenger RNA, 892 nt
Organism: Zingiber officinale
Lineage: Eukaryota; Viridiplantae; Streptophyta; Magnoliopsida; Zingiberales; Zingiberaceae
Product: auxin-responsive protein IAA4-like
Exons: 4
Coding region: 183-704 (173 amino acids)
Biological process (GO): regulation of DNA-templated transcription
Cellular component (GO): nucleus
Molecular function (GO): protein binding
Source: RefSeq, a predicted model, not a curated record
UAUUUCCUUUUGGGUAUAGCACUUGAGCCAACGCCAUUGUUACACCACCAACUCCAUAACUGCAUUACUGAAGCUUAACGGCGUGGCCAUAAUUUUGAAGCAUUAUAAAAUUCUAGCCACUUUGCUUUACCAUUCUCUAUCUUUUGUGAUCACUAAGCUAGCAGCAGCUCCAAGCCUCCAACAUGGGAGGAUACUGUAACUCCCCUUCUUCUUCCAUAGACAGCAGCUGUGACCCUGACCUCAGCACAUCUUCCAUCUUUGAGCAAAGGAGAGACUUGAGCACUGAGCUAAGGCUAGGCCUUAGCCUCUCUUCAUCCUCUUUACAACACAACUCUCAUAAGGAAAAGGAUCCACUUUCUGACUGGCCACCAAUCAAACCACUUCUUAGGAGCACACUCGAGGGCAAAGCGCAUCAGAGUAACUCUGAGACAUUCUUUGUAAAGGUUUACAUGGAGGGAGUUCCAAUUGGCAGGAAACUCGACUUGUUCGCGCAUGAUGGCUACGAUGAUCUGAUAAAGUCCCUUCGUCGAAUGUUUAGGACGACGAUCACAUGCUCCCAUGUUUCCCAAGUGCCACUAGAGAAGAGCCAUGUGCUGACUUACGAGGACGAAGAGGGAGAUUGGAUGAUGGUCGGAGAUGUGCCAUGGGAGUUGUUCUUGAGCACCGUCAAGAAAUUGAAGAUCACUAGAGUUGACAAAUGCUAGUGUUCCUCUCUCAAUUCCAUUUUUUGUUUGUUUUCUUUUAAGGUUUGUUCUCAUCGUAAAGAGUUAUUCUUGGUUACUUGUAAGAGCACACAAAUGGUAUAUUGUAUUUAGGCUGUGUUAGUUUAUUUCACGGAAAAUAUUUUUUAAUACUUAUAUUUUUUAAUAAAAAAAAUUCUAUUCUUUAUAUA